This is a messenger RNA of Onthophagus taurus, 552 nucleotides long. Lineage: Eukaryota; Metazoa; Arthropoda; Insecta; Coleoptera; Scarabaeidae. The record is from RefSeq and is a predicted model, not a curated record.
AUGGCUCAAGAACAAGAAUUUAGGGAGGAUAUAUCCAAUUUAAAGGCCAAGGGAAUUAAACUGUCCAGUAAGUUGAAAACUUUAGAUCCAUUCUUAGACGAAGAUGGUCUUUUGAGAGUGGGUGGUAGAUUGGCAAACACUGAUUUAAUAUUUUCACGUAAACACCAAAUAAUUUUAGCCUUUAAACACAAGUUAACUGAAUUAAUCAUUCGACAUAAACAUUUGGAAAAUUUACAUGCUGGCGUUCAAACUCUUCUUUCGAUUAUAAGACUUGAAUAUUGGCCUAUAAACGGAAAAAAUGUGAUUAAAAAGAUAUUACGUUCAUGCACAAUUUGUUUUCGAGUAAACCCUAGAUUCAUUUUUUCAAAGAUGGGUAUGUUGCCCAAAGAACGAACAACACCAGUACGACCAGUUCGACCAUUUACGAAUGUAGGUGUUUAUUAUGCCGGUCCUAUACUAAUCAAGGAUGAUAAAUUAAGAAACCGAAAGUUCAUUAAGUCCUACGUUUGUUUGUUUGGCUACGAAGGCAUCACAUUUAGAGUUGGUAACUGA